This is a messenger RNA of Hibiscus syriacus, 2806 nucleotides long. Its product is annotated as golgin candidate 1-like. Gene Ontology annotation, biological process: retrograde transport, vesicle recycling within Golgi; Golgi organization. The transcript is spliced from 21 exons. Bases 150 to 2279 code for a protein of 709 amino acids. NCBI's taxonomy places the organism in Eukaryota, Viridiplantae, Streptophyta, Magnoliopsida, Malvales, Malvaceae. The record is from RefSeq and is a predicted model, not a curated record. Gene Ontology annotation, cellular component: Golgi cisterna; Golgi membrane.
UUGAUAUUAGCAGAGAUCUAGCUCGUUACCACUUAAUUAUUUCAACGCCGUAUCUCGCCGACAUCGUCUAAGUAUAUCAGUCGCCGCCGGUGCAUGGAAACUCCUUGGAUCCAUCACUAGGGCACGAUUUUCUUACAGAUUCAUAAUUCAUGGCUUCGUGGCUCAAAGUUGCCGAAGAUUUAUUUGAAGUUGUAGAUCGAAGAGCAAAGCUAGUUGCUAGUGAACUGUCGGAGGAGCAAUCUGAUUCUCAGUCACAAGCUUCUAAUGUGCUAGGUUCUUCAGCAGAAAAGACAAAGCCAAGGACAAAGGAAAAAAAAAGACUUUCUACAAAAAAAUCUCCCGAACCUAGUGAUACUGGACGCAAGGAAACAAAGUCAGAAGUAUUACAAUCUGAUGUAACACCUGAUAAAGAGAAGGAGACUUUUUCUUCUGACAACGAGGGAAGCUCUGGUGCUAAUUCUAUGGUCCAGGCAAAUCCUGAGCUGCAUGGAAACAGUGAGAAAGACACUCCUAAAGUUCCUUCACCUAAGCCAUUGGAUACCGAUUUGCUUAAAAAUGGUGUUAAUCAGGAAGAAGUCUAUGCAAUUGCUAGAAAUGCAGAAGGUUCAUUGUCAACUUCAAAUGGGGAGCUUCUCAAUGAGAAUGCUCCUGAUGUUCAUGUUGAGCACCCUCCAUCAUCAUUUUCUGCCAAAGAUAUUGAGGUUGUCAGUGAAGAUCAUUUAACUGAUGGUGGCCAAGAUACUGAAUCUCAAACUGCAUAUGUCCCUUCAAAGACUGAACAAGAGAAGUUACAACAUGUAGUUGCUGAUUCUCAUGUUAACUCUGAAGCUAAGUUAGAAGAAGAUGAUGUUAAAAUUGAAACUCCUGUGAAUCAAAAGAAACCACAAGAGAAAAAUUCUGGCACACCUUCAAAAAUGGUCCAGGACCAACUUGAUGAGGCUCAAGGACUGCUUAAAACCACCAAUUCUACUGGUCAGUCAAAAGAGGCAAGACUAGCUCGGGUUUGUGCUGGACUUUCAUCCCGUCUUCAAGAGUACAAAUCUGAGAAUGCACAACUUGAGGAGCUUCUAAUUGCCGAGAGGGAGCUGAGUAAAUCAUAUGAAGCUCGUAUAAAACAACUGCAGCAAGAUUUAUCUGUUUCUAAGAGUGAAGUAACAAGGAUAGAGUCAAAUAUGGUUGAGGCUUUGGCAGCAAAGAACUCUGAGAUAGAGGCACUUGUCAAUUCCAUGGACGCUCUUAAGAAACAAGCUGCUUUAUAUGAAGGAAAUCUGGCUUCACUUCAGGCAAACAUGGAGUCUAUUAUGAGAAACAGGGAAUUAACAGAGACGAGAAUGAUGCAGGCCCUACGGGAGGAGCUGUCUUCUGCAGAGAGGAGAGCAGAAGAAGAACGUGCAGCACAUAAUGCUACCAAAAUGGCUGCCAUGGAAAGGCAAGUGGAAUUGGAACAUCGAGCUGUUGAGGCAUCCACAGCUCUUGCUAGGAUACAGAGAGUUGCCGAUGAGAGGACAGCAAAAUCUUCCCAGCUUGAGCAGAAGUUGGCACUUCUUGAGGUUGAGUGUGCAUCUCUAAAUCAAGAAUUGCAAGACAUGGAAGCUCGUGCUCGCCGCGGACAGAAGAAAGCCCCAGAAGAAGCAAAUCAAAUGCUUCAGAUACAGGCAUGGCAGGAGGAAGUGGAGCAUGCACGCCAAGGUCAAAGAGAUGCUGAGAGUAAGCUCUCUUCAUUAGAGGCUGAAGUGCAGAAAAUGAGGGUUGAAAUGGCCGCCAUGAAGAGAGAUGCCGAGCAUUAUUCACGUCAGGAACAUAUGGAACUAGAGAAACGCUAUCGUGAACUAACUGACCUAUUGUACUACAAGCAAACUCAGUUAGAAGCUAUGGCAAGUGAAAAAGCUGCAGCUGAGUUCCAGUUGGAGAAAGAAAUAAAGCGUCUUCAAGAAGCACAGGUCGAAGUAGAAAGAAGUAGACUUCCUCGUCAUGCAUCAUCUUCCUGGGAGGAAGACACUGAAAUCAAAGCACUUGAGCCUCUUCCUGUGUAUCACCGUCACGCGGCUGCUGCAAGCAUACAGUUACAGAAGGCUGUAAAAUUACUGGAUUCAGGAGCUGUCAGGGCCACCAGAUUUCUGUGGCGAUAUCCUACAGCUCGAAUAAUCUUGCUAUGCUAUCUUGUGUUUGUACAUCUGUUCUUGAUGUAUUUGUUGCAUCGCCUUCAGGAACAAGCGGACAUUUUAGCUGCUCAUGAACUCGCAAAAUCUAUGGGUCUUACUGACUCUAACUUACCAUAGUUGGGGUGAAAUGCCCAAGGUCAGAAGUUAGUACCGACAGAGUUCUCGAAAAUGUAUGAUUCGAUAUCUGCAAGGUUGUAUAUUCCAUUUCCUUUUGCAGGCAAUACAGGGAAUGAUCCAAGAACACAUCUGAAAGUUGAUAGAAGUUAUGUACACCGGAAAUUUCAGUCGUGGUUAUUCCAAAUAUGCGAAUAUUCUAUGGAAGUGUUUGUUACUUUGGUAUCGAAUACUGCAGAUUGGAACGCUACUAUACAGUUAUGAGGUUUGAGAUGCAUCAAGCUUGGGGGCAGCUAACUCUUGUGUCCCAAUAUAACCAUUUUUACGUGAACGGGAACUCUGUUUACAGAAACAGGAAUGGCAGAAUCCGAGAUGAAAGGCAACAUGUAGACCCAAAGCCAUUAUCGUGUUGAUGAAACAUUCUUUUUGCUACAUACAGGCGAAUGCAAAACUCUGAGUAACUUCUUCACUUGUGAUCAACAUCAUGAAACGAAAAUGUUAUUGAAGAAAUACGUUGUGUAAGUAAUAUA